CCCGUGUCGACUGGUCGGCUCCUAGUAAAGGUGUCGUAACGCAAUACCGGUGUAUCGUUUAGAAACUAACCCUAGCCAGCAUUUUUUACCUUUGAUUAUUAUUUUUGUUGUAUUGAAGUGAUCGUAUUGUUAAAUAAAAAAAUAUUAGUGAUUUUCUUUACUACAUUGUGUAAAAUUCAUGAAAGGCCGUUCUAGUGAAAGUGCCAAAAAUUUCCCUUAGGACUAUGGUGAUUUGACGGAUUAACAAAAAUUUUAAACAAAAAUCCACAGAUCAUCCAGCUGGCAUGAGGAUAAAAAUAUAUGCGGCCAUUCUACUGGUCGUUACUCUACCAUACGUGCUCUCUCAGAUACAAACUCCUGGAACCGGACUCUUCUCUUGUCCAUCGGGAUGGGAACUCAAAGGACUGCACUGUUAUAAGUUUUUCAGUAUAAAACAUUCGUGGGAGAACGCGGCUCAGCUGUGCAAUCGGUAUGGCAGUGAUCUGGUACUCAUCGAGUCGUACACCGAAAACAACUAUACGGCCUCGUUGGCUAGAAGAAGUCUCAGUCCGGCCGAUAGAAACAAUCAACGGUACUGGUUAGGCUUGGCAUCUUUAGACGAUCUCCGGACCAACACCUUGGAAUAUGCGGGAGGAGUUCUGGUUUCACAGUACUCGGGAUUCUGGUCGUUAUCCCAACCCGACCCGAUGUCUGGAGAAUGCGUUGAUGUCUCUGUGACUGAUGAUCAACAGUCGUGGCAGUUGCAAACGUGCGAAUCUCUCCUACCGUUUUUGUGUCGCGCCAAUGCUUGCCCAACCGGUUCGUUUCACUGCUCUAAUGGUCGUUGCGUAAAUUCGGCUUUUAAAUGCGACAAGCAAAAUGACUGCGGCGAUUGGUCUGACGAACUGGACUGUUCCUCGAACUGUCAUUAUUACAUGGCCAACAGCGGUGACGUUGUCGAAUCUCCAAAUUACCCUCAUAAAUACGAGUCUCUCGCCAAUUGUAAAUGGACGUUGGAAGGACCGCAGGGGCAUAACAUACUGCUUCAGUUCCAAGAGUUUGAAACGGAGAAGUCAUUCGACACUGUACAGAUAUUAGUCGGUGGUCGAACAGAGGAUAAGGCAGUUAACUUAGCCACACUUUCUGGAAAAAUGGAUUUAAGCAAUAAAAUGUUUGUGUCAGCAUCGAAUUUUAUGAUUAUAAAAUUCAGUACCGAUGCUUCAGUGGAACGUAAAGGAUUUAGAGCGUCCUGGAAGACAGAGCCACAAGUGUGUGGUGGUAACUUAAGAGCUACAACACAGCCACAGCCCUUAACUUCUCCUGGAUAUCCGAAUAACUAUCCUGGCGGAUUAGAAUGUUUAUACACUAUUACUGCUCAAGCAGGAAGAAUUAUAACUCUAGAGAUCGAAGACCUAAGCUUAGAACAAAAUCGAGACUUUGUAUUGAUUAGGGAUGGAGAUUCGCCAAAGAGUCAACCGAUUGGUCGAUUGACUGGAUCUUUAGAGAAUAACCCUAGAUUAUUAAUGUCGACGGGAAAUCAAAUGUAUUUGUACUUUAAAACAAGUUUGGGCGAUAGCAAAAAAGGGUUUAAAAUUAAAUAUUCGCAAGGAUGCAAAGCUACUAUUACCGCGGCUAAUGGUACCAUUUCCUCGCCUACUUUCGGGAUAGCCAACUAUCCUAGCAAUUUAGAAUGCCUUAUUAAAAUAAAGAACCCCUCAUUGAGCCCACUGUCUCUAAAAUUCGACUCUUUUACUGUACAUCAAUCUGACUUCGUGCAAGUAUAUGACGGUGCCAGUACUAGUGGAUUGCGAUUACAUCCGAACAACGGAUUUACUGGAAAUACACCACCAAAGAUAACUCUAACAGCCGCUAGUGGUGAAAUGUUGGUAAGAUUCAUGACUGACGCUUUACACAACCAAAAAGGAUGGCACGCGACGUUCUCGGCCGAUUGUCCGUCAUUAAAGCCCGGCGUAGGAGCACUAGAGUCUAAUAGAGACACUGCAUUUGGAACAAGUGUCACUUUCUCAUGUCCGGUAGGACAAGAGUUUGCUACCGGAAAGGCAAAGAUUACGACUGAAUGCUUAAUUGGUGGUAAUUGGUCCGUUUCAUAUAUUCCAAAAUGCCAAGAGGUUUACUGUGGUCCUGUUCCACAAAUCGACAACGGUUUCUCAACCGGAUCAACGAACGUAACUUACCGAGGACAAGCGAUGUAUCAGUGUUACGCCGGUUUUGCUUUUCCUUCAAAUGAGCCUAUUGAAAAAGUAUCUUGUCUCGCAGAUGGACGAUGGGAAAGAUUACCGACUUGCUUAGCCUCACAAUGUCCACCACUUGCGGAAACACCACACUCAAAUGUUACCGUUUUAAAUGGAGGAGGACGUAGUUAUGGUACUAUUGUUCGAUUCCAGUGCGAUCCAGGAUAUGUGCGUUCAGGUCAUCCAGUAAUCCUCUGCAUGAGUAAUGGCACAUGGUCAAGUGGAGUUCCGACAUGUUCUCGCGCUGAAUGUGCAAAAUUACCGGAAAUUAGUAAUGGAUUUGUUAUGGACCAAACACGUAAAUACUUCUUUGGAGACGAAGCUCGUGUACAAUGUCAUCGAGGAUUUAAACUUACUGGAGGAUCAUCAAUUAUUAAAUGUGGAGUGAAUCAGACUUUUUCAAAUGUUCCAAAAUGCGAAGAUGUCAACGAAUGUGCCGCUAGUCAAUGUGAUUUAGCAUCAACAGAAUGCGUGAACAGUGCGGGUGGUUUCCAUUGUAAAUGCAAAACUGGGUUCGCACCUACAAUGGAUUGCAGACCUAUUGGCGAUCUUGGCAUGAUAAAUGGAGGUAUUUCUGAUGAUGCCAUAUCUGUUUCUGGUUCCGAACCGUCAUUUACAAAAGAGAUGAUACGACUUAAUACUCCACGUGGUUGGUGCGGUACCCAUGUUGAACCCGGUGAUAAUUGGGUGUUAAUAGACUUAAAAGCGCCUACUGUCAUUCGUGGAUUCAGAUCACAAGGCGUCAUGAGAGGCUCCGGCAGCAAAAUAGCAUUUUCUUCGGCUAUUCGAAUUCAGUAUUCAAACAAUUUAACAGAUGUAUUCAGAGAUUAUACAAAUCCCGAUGGCACUCCAGUCGAGUUCCGUAUUCUGGAACCAUCUCUGUCUGUACUCAAUCUCCCAGUGCCCAUUGAAGCUCAAUACGUUAAACUAAAGAUACAAGAUUUCGCGGUUGCACCAUGCUUAAAACUCGAAUUAGUCGGUUGUACUAGAUUGGAUUGUGUUGAUAUAAACGAAUGUGCCAGUAAUAAUGGAGGCUGUCAACAAAAAUGUAUAAACAGUCCAGGAAGUUACGCUUGUGCCUGUAACAUAGGCUAUGAACUCUAUGUUAAGAACGGAACAGCUGGAUUUCCAAUUAAUGAAUUUGAAAGUGGAGAGAGAGAUGGAGAUGUGUACCAAAGAAACAAAACUUGUGUUCCUGUAAUGUGCCCUAGUUUGCAAGCUCCUGAUAACGGUAUCAUUCUCUCAACCAAAGAGUCUUAUCAUUUUGGCGACUUAGUCAAUUUCCAAUGUAAAUUUGGGUACGUGAUGUCGGGAUCUUCGUCGCUUUUGUGUACAUCAGCUGGGGCAUGGAAUGGGACAGUACCACAGUGCCAAUUUGCUAAGUGUGUAUCUCUUCCCGACGAUAAAAUCGAAGGCUUAAAAGUAAGCCGUUUUGAAAAAGAAGCAAUUCUUGUACCCUUUAAGGAAAAUGUCACGUUGAAAUGCGAAAAUCCAGGCCGGACUCUACGAGGCACCGCCACUUCAGGUUUCAGACAGUGUGUGUACGAUCCAAAGCCGGGUUUCCCCGAAUAUUGGUUAUCGGGCGUGGCUCCUUCAUGUCCUAGGGUGGAUUGCGGCGUUCCAAUGCCUACUGCCGGUGCAGAAUACGGUAAUUUCAAAGACACCAGAUAUCAAUCGUCUUUCUUUUUCGGAUGUCAAGAUACAUUCAAAUUAGCGGGACAAACUGAUAAAAACGAUAACGUGGUACGUUGCCAAGCUAACGGUGUUUGGGAUUUCGGUGAUUUGAGAUGUGAAGGGCCCGUGUGUCAAGAUCCAGGAAGACCAACAGACGGAUAUCAAUUGGCCACGAGCUAUGAACAGGGAUCAGAAGUGCAAUUUGGUUGUAAUAAGCCAGGUUACAUAUUGAUCAAUCCCCGUCCGAUUUCAUGUAUACGAGAACCGGAAUGUAAAAUCAUCAAACCGUUGGGCAUAACAUCUGGUAGAAUUCCAGAUUCGGCGAUCAACGCCACAUCUGAGAGACCAAAUUAUGAAGCAAGAAAUAUUCGUUUAAAUUCCGUAACCGGAUGGUGUGGUAAACAAGAAGCAUUCACCUAUGUGAGCGUAGAUUUAGGACAAAUUUAUAGAGUCAAGGCUAUUCUCGUGAAAGGUGUUGUUACAAAUGAUAUUGUAGGACGUCCGACUGAAAUUCGUUUCUUCUACAAACAAGAAGAAAAAGAAAACUUUGUCGUUUACUUCCCGAAUUUCAAUUUAACGAUGAGAGAUCCUGGAAACUUUGGUGAACUUGCAAUGAUUACAUUACCAAAAUAUGUACAAGCUCGAUUUGUAAUUUUAGGAAUCGUAAGCUACAUGGAUAAUGCUUGCUUGAAAUUUGAAUUGAUGGGUUGUGAAGAACCUAAAGUAGAACCUUUAUUAGGUUUUGACUAUGGUCAUUCUCCAUGUGUUGACAAUGAACCACCUGUAUUCCAAAACUGCCCAACUCAACCAAUUCUUGUACGCCGAGGACCCAACGGAAUAGAGCCCGUAAAUGUGACCGAACCCGUCCCAGUAGAUAACAGCGGCAGUAUUGCUAGACUUGAAAUAAAACCACAAAGUUUCAAAUUACCAUUUUACACAUUUCAAGACACAGCUGUGAAAUACGUUGCAUUUGAUUUUGACGGAAAUGUGGCCAUAUGCGAAAUUAACAUAACAGUUACAGAUGAAACGCCACCACAGUUGAGCUGUCCACAAAGUUACGUUAUUGAAUUAGUGAAUCAACAAGAUAGCUACCUAGUAAACUUUAAUGAAACUCGCAGAAGAAUUAACGUGACCGACGCUUCUGGAGAAGUUACACUUGCGUUUAGCCCGGACCGUGCUUCUAUAGCCAUUGGAGAUUUUGAAAAUGUUACCGUUACAGCAACAGAUAAAUUUGGAAACAAAGCAUCGUGCUAUUUCCAAGUAUCUGUGCAAGCAACUCCAUGCGUUGAUUGGGAUCUCAAACCGCCCUCUAAUGGUGCAUUGAACUGUCUACCAAACGAUGAUGGUUUAGAGUGCAUAGCUACCUGUAACACGGGCUAUAGAUUCACUGAUGGCCUACCAGAAAAAUCGUUUACCUGUGAACAAAGAAGUCCGUGGUUACCGUCUUCGGUUGUUCCCGACUGUGUGUCUGAAGAUACGCACCAGGCUGACUACCACGUGGUACCAUCGAUAACGUAUCGCGCAAAUGGCGCAGUACCAUCACUGUGUCUAAGACAGUAUGCAGACAUUUUAAGCCAACAUUACGGGCCUUUAAAUGAUAUAUUGACGGAAAGAUGUUCAGCUGUAAAGGUCAACAUGAACGUGUCGUUCAUUGAAACCAGACCACAAUUGUUAGAUGAAAACUUAGUCCAGAUUGAUUUUGUUUUGGGAGUUGUGCCAGAAGUACGCCAACCUCAGCUAUACGAUUUUUGUGGAUCGACAUUGAACUUGGUGUUUGAUUUGAGCGUUUCUUAUGCUAGUGCUGCUAUUGAACCUUUGUUAAACAUUUCUGCAGUCGCCAAUCAAUGCCCUCCAUUGAAAGCCCUUAGAUCAUCUGUAUCAAAAGGAUUCGCCUGCAACAUCGGCGAAGUUCUUAACAUGGAUACAAACCAAGUGCCUCGUUGUCUGCAUUGUCCGGCUGGAACUUUUGCUGGAAUAAAACAAAAUACUUGUAUGCCGUGUGCUCGUGGUUUCUAUCAAGACAGAGAUCGACAGGGCGCCUGUAUGAAAUGCCCCAAUGGAACUUAUACCAAAGAAUUGGGUUCUAAAGACUUGAGAGACUGUAUCCCGGUAUGUGGCUAUGGAACGUAUUCCCCCACAGGUCUUGUUCCUUGCUUAGAAUGUCCUAGAAAUAGUUAUACAUCAGAACCACCAACUUCUGGUUUUAAAGAAUGUCAGUCUUGUCCAGCUAGUAUGUUCACAUACCAACCUGCUGCACCCAAUAAAGAUUUUUGCAGAGCAAAAUGCCCUCCUGGUCAGUACUCUGAAACUGGCUUAGCACCUUGUUCACCUUGUCCAAUGAACUUCUAUCAAUCAUUAAGCGGACAAACAGUUUGUACGGAAUGUCCAACAAAUACGAGAACUAAGGGAGUAGGAGCCGCUGGAAGAGAUGAAUGCCAAUCUCUUGUUUGUACUGAAAGUUCAUGUUUGCACGGUGGCCUCUGUGUACCACUUGGCCACGGAGUCCAAUGCUUCUGUCCAGCUGGAUUUUCGGGAAAGCGUUGUGAAGUUGACAUCGAUGAGUGUGCGUCCCAGCCUUGUUUCAACGGAGGCUCAUGUAUAGAUCUUCCUCAAGGCUACCGUUGUCAAUGUAAAAACGGAUUUAGCGGAAUAAAUUGUCAAGAAGAAAAAUCUGAUUGUAGAAAUGAUACUUGUCCCGAGAGAGCCAUGUGUAAAGACGAACCAGGUCUUAACAAUUUCACCUGUCUUUGCCGAAGCGGAUACACAGGCGCGAAUUGUGAUAUGACGAUCGAUCCGUGCUUAGAACCGAACAACCCGUGUAAGAAUGCAGCUACAUGCACCGCUCUCAAGCAAGGCAGAUACAAAUGCGAAUGUCAGCCCGGUUGGGAAGGUAUACACUGUGACUUGAACAUUGACGAUUGCGCGGAACGGCCUUGUCUUCUUGGAGCAGCGUGUACCGAUCUCGUCAACGAUUUCAAGUGUGCAUGCCCGCCUGGUUUUACAGGCAAACGGUGUGAAACGAAAAUCGAUAUAUGUGCAGCCAACCCAUGUCAAAACGGUGUCUGUGUCGAUAAAUUGUUCAGCCACCAAUGUGUCUGUCAUCCGGGAUGGACUGGUGUUGCGUGUGAAAUAAACAUUGAUGAAUGCGCUAGCAACCCUUGCGGUAAUAACGGAGAUUGUACGGACUUGGUUAAUGGUUACUCUUGUACUUGUGACGUUGGAUACACCGGUAAGAAGUGUCAGCAUCUGAUUGACGACUGUGCUUCCGGACCUUGCCAAAACGGAGGAUCGUGUUUGGACAUGCUAGACGGAUUUAUGUGCCGUUGCAGACCUGGUUUCUUGGGUCUCCAAUGUGAAGCUGGCAUUGAUGAGUGUUUAAGCGACCCUUGUAAUCCCGAAGGAACAGACCAAUGUUUGGAUUUGGACAAUAACUAUAAAUGUGUAUGCCAUCCUGGGUACACUGGACCUAUGUGUGAAAAGAAUAUUGACGACUGCGCUUCGAAUCCUUGUAUGAACAACGGUAAAUGCUACGAUGGUGUCAACACGUUCUCCUGUCAAUGUCCACCGGGAUGGACUGGUAAACGAUGCGAACAAGACAUAAGCUCGUGCCAGAGCAAACCUUGUCACAAUGACGCAGCUUGCAUAAACUUGUUCCAGGACUACUUCUGCGUAUGUCCAUCUGGAACUGAUGGCAAACAAUGUGAAACCGCUCCGGAACGUUGUAUUGGUAACCCAUGUAUGCACGGAGGUAGAUGCCAAGACUUUGGGUCUGGACUGAAUUGCACAUGUCCGAGCGACUAUGACGGAAUUGGUUGCCAAUACGAGUUCGACGCAUGUCAAGCUAACGUUUGUAAAAAUGGAGCAACCUGUAUUGAUAACGGACCUGGCUACCAAUGUAUUUGUCCUCCUGGAUUUACCGGUAAAAACUGUGAUGAAGAUAUUGUGGAUUGUAAAGAGAACUCUUGUCCACCAUCUGCUACGUGUAUCGAUCUUACUAACAAGUUCUACUGUCAAUGUCCAUUUAAUCUGACUGGAGAUGACUGUAGAAAGACAAUCCAAGUGGAUUACGACUUCAGUUUCCCGGAAGAGACAUUAAGCAGUGCUGCGCUUUCGGUUCCAUUCCAAUUCACAGGAAGUCGGGAUAGUUUUACAAUCGCUAUGUGGGUGCAGUACGCCCAAAAAGACGAACCAGGCGUGUUCUUUACGCUAUACAGUGUAACUUCACCGCAUGUAGUACAAGGUCAAAGAAUGCUUGUCCAAGCUCAUUCGAGCGGCGUAGAAGUAUCAAUAUUCCCAGAGUUACAAGACGUGUUCUUGUCGUUCCACGAGUAUACUACUAUUAACGACGGCCAAUGGCAUCAUAUAGCUAUAGUGUGGAAUCAAGGUACACUAACACUUAUCACUGAAGGUUUGAUUGCCAGCAAAAUGGAAGGCUACGGAGCUGGAAGAAAGUUACCUGAGUUUGGUUGGGCUGUGUUGGGCAAGCCGAGAACUGAUAGAAAGACGUUUACCGAGACUGGCUUCAAGGGACAAUUGAAUAAAGUACAAAUCUGGGGACGCGCUCUUGAUGUUACCAAUGAAGUCCAGAAACAGGUGCGUGAUUGCAGAACCGAACCUGUACUCUACCAAGGUUUGGUACUCACGUGGGCAGGAUAUGAAGAUAUUCAGGGAGGCGUUGAAAGAAUUGUUCCGUCAAGAUGUAGUCAACACAGUUGUCCAGCUGGAUAUACAGGACCAAAUUGCGAGGAACUCAAGGUAGACAAGAUCCCACCACAUGUAGAAUACUGUCCAGGAGAUUUAUGGGUGAUCGCAAAGAACGGAUCGGCGAUUGUCAAUUGGGAUGAACCUAGAUUUACCGACAACGUAGGUGUGGUUCGAGUUGAAGAAAAAAGCGGCCACAAACCCGGUCAAACAUUAUUAUGGGGAACAUAUCGCAUUGCUUAUGUAGCUUUCGACGAAGUCGGUAAUACCGCUGUAUGCUCUUUCAGGGUAUACGUCUUGUCCGAGUUCUGUCCAGUAUUAGCAGAUCCGAUUGGAGGAAAGCAAACGUGCAAAGAUUGGGGUUCGGGUGGACAGUUCAAAGUUUGUGAAAUCAAUUGUAAUCCAGGUCUAAGAUUCUCUCAAGACGUUCCGAAGUUUUAUACUUGUGGCGCUGAAGGUUUCUGGAGACCUACCAAGGACCCGUCAUUGCCAACCGUAUACCCCGCGUGUUCGGCCUCAAAACCGGCACAACGAGUGUUCAAGGUUAACAUGAAAUUCCCAACAUCGGUGUUGUGUAACGAAGCUGGACAAGGAGUACUAAGACAAAAGGUCAGGAACGCGAUUAACUCGUUGAACAGAGAAUGGAACUUGUGUUCGUAUUCUCUCAAGGGAACACGCGAAUGCAAAGAUCUGAACAUCGACGUAAAAUGCGACCACAAAGCUUCUAGGACAACUAGAGACGUUGAUACCGAGGAUUCAGUUCCAGUCAUUAGGCAAAAGAGACAAGCUAGCGAUACUUAUUCCGUGGCAAUUUCCUUCCCGGCCAUCAACGAUCCCGUGGUGAACGGCAAUUCCAACCAGAGAACUAAUAUUCAAAGAUUAUUAGAAAAACUCAUUCUCGAAGAAGACCAAUUUGACGUGCACGACAUCUUACCAAACACCGUGCCGGAUCCAGCUUCGUUGAAUUUGGAAUCCGACUAUGCGUGUCCCGUCGGCGAAGUCGUAAUGGCGCCAGACUGCGUGCCGUGUUCCGUUGGAAGUUACUUUGACAAAGAAACAAAGACGUGCGUGCCUUGUGCCGUGGGAUCGUACCAGAGUGAAUCGGGUCAGCUCCAAUGUUCGGUUUGCCCCGCAAUCGCCGGACGACAAGGUGUGACCGUAUCUACUGGAGCCCGAUCGGCUUCACAGUGUAAGGAACGAUGCCCGGCCGGUAAAUACUACGAUGACGAGGCCGGUUUGUGCAGAAGUUGUGGUUAUGGUUUCUACCAACCGUCGGAGGGUAGCUUCAAGUGCCUGUUGUGUGGCCUCGGCAAGACUACUAGAACGACUGAAGCAGUGUCGCAAGAGGAAUGCAGAGACGAAUGUGCGGACGGCAUGCAUUUAGGAAUCGAAGGCGAGUGCGAACCGUGCCCGAGAGGAACAUAUAGGACGCAAGGAGUAGAACCGGCUUGCCAACAGUGUCCGGCCGGUAGAACCACAAAACAGUCAGGCUCUUCCAGCAUCGAAGAGUGUUCCUUGCCGAUCUGCGUUCCGGGUUCCUAUUUGAAUACCACGCAAAACAGUUGUAUUUCAUGCAAGAAAGGAACCUAUCAACCGGCAACGCAACAAACCAGUUGUUUGCCGUGUCCACCCAAUAUGAGUACAAAGACUGUAGCAGCUACCAGCAAGUCGGAGUGUUGGAACCCGUGCGAGGCCAAUGUUGCGGGCAAGCACUGCGACAUUAACGCCGACUGUCUGCUGAUACCCGAAACGUCGGACUUCAAGUGCGAGUGCCGACCAGGGUUCAACGGCACCGGUAAGGUGUGCAAGGACGUGUGUGACAAUUACUGCGAGAACAAGGGCACGUGCUUGAAGGACUUACGGGGUCAGCCGUCGUGCAGGUGCGUGGGGUCGUUCAUAGGUCCUCAUUGCGAGGACAAGUCUGACUUCGCGUACAUCGCCGGCGGUAUCGCCGCCACCGUUAUAUUCCUGAUCGUCAUCGCGCUGUUCGUGUGGAUGAUAUGCGCCCGGUCUGAACGCGUCAAGGAGCCGAAAAAAUUGAUGGCCCAGACCAACGACCAGACGGGGUCGCAGGUUAACUUCUACUACGGUGCCGCUCCGUACGCCGAGUCCAUAGCACCGUCGCAUCACUCGACCUAUGCCCAUUACUACGACGACGAAGAAGACGGCUGGGAGAUGCCCAACUUUUACAACGAGACUUACAUGAAAGAGAGUUUGCACAAUGGAAAAAUGAACAGCUUGGCCAGGUCCAACGCCAGCAUUUAUGGUAACAAAGAAGACUUGUACGACAGACUCAAGAGACAUGCUUAUAACGGCAAGAAAGAUAAAAGCGAUACUGAAAGCGAAUGCCAGUGAAUAGACUACGAUGAAAAUAAUUAGUUGCUCAAAAAAAAAAAAUAUAUAUAUAUAUAAAUACAGUAAUAGUCAGGUGAAGAUUCUCGGUCAGAAAUCAGAGCCAAUACGGCGUGUGAAACAAGUAAAAACAAGUUUUACACGGAUCGGUGAACCGUCGGCAACUACCUACUUUUGCUCGACAUCGGACUUUCCUCAAAAUAAAAAACCUAAUUAUAAAUUAUAUUAUUUUAUGAAAAUUUUAGUGUCAUAAAGUACGCGAUAAUAUUUUGUAUGUAACAUGUAAAUAGAUAUUAUAAAUAUAACUGUUAUUAAUUUUAACAAAAACCUAAUGUUGUAUAUCCAAUAUUAGUGCAUAUACGUAUUAUUCAAGAGACUAUUGGCUCGUAAACCAAAUUUUGUACAGUUUAGACACGUUAAUUAUUUACAUUAUUUUUUUUAAGUGUGUCAUUUAUCGAACAUUUAUAUCAUAGCUCAUAAGACAAUAUUAAUUUAUUUGUUAAGUAU
Molecule: messenger RNA, 11465 nt
Organism: Adelges cooleyi (spruce gall adelgid)
Lineage: Eukaryota; Metazoa; Arthropoda; Insecta; Hemiptera; Adelgidae
Gene: uif
Exons: 41
Coding region: 285-10961 (3558 amino acids)
Biological process (GO): Notch signaling pathway
Molecular function (GO): Notch binding; calcium ion binding
Source: RefSeq, a predicted model, not a curated record